AUGGGAGAGCAGCGUACCGUGGGCAUGGCAGGUGGUCUUAAUAAAUACGAAAAUGGCCUAUCGCGAGCGUCGGUCGGGGAUGAAGUGGAGCUGAAGCAUCGGGGUAAACUAAAUCCGCUGGGAUUGGGCGAAGUGGCUCGACCGGCGACCUCGCCGCCGCCACCGUACGCCGCGUCACAGAUGGUGUUUAUUAAUCAAGUGCGUCUGAAAACAAAACAAGCCAAAUCAGCUUUUCGCGUUCGGUUGCAAGUCAUCAAUCAAUCGUUAAUCCAACGACGCAAUAUCCAUAAAAUGGAUCGCGGGAGGUCGGCGUGCAGUCGGUACGCAUUGGGUACGUGUUUUGAUGAGUAUUGUAAUCUAGACAUUUUAACAGAAGGCAGAAAGUCUGAAAUCGUGCUAGAAGAUUCCAAAGUCGUCUCACUCAGCCGAUUGCAUGUAGGCGUUAGUAAUUCACAAUGGACAUCACUGCCAGUUCCCAGCAUAAUCCUCGACUCGCUUCUUACGACAGCCAAGAUGAAGUACCAGGGUAACAUAACUACGAAACACCCCUGA
Molecule: messenger RNA, 552 nt
Organism: Spodoptera exigua (beet armyworm)
Lineage: Eukaryota; Metazoa; Arthropoda; Insecta; Lepidoptera; Noctuidae
Source: the annotation of a GenBank genome assembly